AUGCUAGAUCUGGGCCUGGGGAGGGGCCUUUGUCUGCAUCCCUGUUCCUGGCAAGGGGAGAAGGAAACCUCUCCCCAUGGGGAAUCUGGUGUCCAGGGGGCUCCUGGAAGCACUGGCCACAUACUGCUCCCCACAGCCCCUGUCCUGCAUGGGCAGAGCUGUGCAUCUCUCGUCUCGCGCAGGCUGGCGUUGUACGUGUACGAGUACCUGCUGCACGUGGGAGCCCAGAAAUCUGCACAGACCUUCCUCUCGGAGAUCCGAUGGGAGAAGAACAUCACGCUGGGGGAGCCCCCGGGGUUCCUGCACUCCUGGUGGUGCGUGUUCUGGGACCUGUACUGUGCGGCACCGGACCGCCGGGAGACGUGUGAGCACUCCAGCGAAGCCAAGGCCUUUCACGACUAUAGUGCCGCGGCGGCCCCCAGCCCCGUGAUGGGGAACAUGCCCCCGAAUGACGGCAUGCCAGGAGGACCCAUGCCACCCGGUUUCUUUCAGGGACCUCCGGGCUCUCAGCCAUCACCGCACGCACAGCCUCCGCCCCACAACCCCGCCGCCCCCAUGCUGGGGCCCCACAGCCAGCCUUUCAUGUCCCCUCGCUACCCUGGCGGCCCCCGGCCAUCGCUCCGCAUGCCAAACCAGCCGCCUGUGGGGGUCCCGGGUUCCCAGCCGCUGCUGCCCAACACCAUGGACCCCAGCACGAGAUCGCAAGGGCAUCCGAAUAUGGGGGGCCCGAUGCAGCGGAUGAACCCCCCGCGAGGCAUGGCGGGGAUGGCUCCUCAGAACUACGGCAGCGGGAUGCGGCCCCCGCCCAACUCACUGGGCGGCCCUGGCAUGCCCACCAUGAACAUGGGCCCAGGAGGGCGAGCGCCGUGGCCAAACCCCAACACCAACUCUAUCGCGUACUCCUCCUCGUCACCCGGGAGCUACGUGGGCCCUCCAGGAGGCGGCGGCCCCCCCGGAACCCCCAUCAUGCCCAGCCCAGGAGACUCCACCAACUCCAGCGAGACCAUGUACACCAUGAUGAACCCUAUCGGGCCCGCUGGGAACCGGCCGAACUUCCCCAUGGGGCCUGGCCCCGAUGGGCCCAUGGGAGGCAUGAACACCAUGGAGCCCCAUCACAUGAACGGAUCCUUAGGCUCUGGCGACAUGGAUGGGCUGCCAAAGAGCUCGCCGAGUAACAUGGCGGGGCUGAGCAACCCGCCCGGGACUCCGCGGGACGACGGCGAGAUGGGCGGCACCUUCUUAAACCCCUUCCAAAGCGACAGUUACUCGCCCAGCAUGACAAUGAGCGUGUGAUCGGCUC
This is a messenger RNA of Emys orbicularis (European pond turtle), 1300 nucleotides long. It is a transcript of the gene SSBP4, whose product is annotated as single stranded DNA binding protein 4. The transcript is spliced from 18 exons. NCBI's taxonomy places the organism in Eukaryota, Metazoa, Chordata, Testudines, Emydidae. Gene Ontology annotation, biological process: positive regulation of transcription by RNA polymerase II. The coding region runs from base 1 to 1293 and encodes 430 amino acids. Gene Ontology annotation, molecular function: single-stranded DNA binding; protein binding. The record is from RefSeq and is a predicted model, not a curated record. Gene Ontology annotation, cellular component: nucleus.